Talpa occidentalis (Iberian mole) is the source of this 4422-nucleotide messenger RNA. It is a transcript of the gene SEMA3F, whose product is annotated as semaphorin 3F. Gene Ontology annotation, biological process: negative regulation of axon extension involved in axon guidance; negative chemotaxis; positive regulation of cell migration. Gene Ontology annotation, molecular function: chemorepellent activity; semaphorin receptor binding. The transcript has 17 exons. Lineage: Eukaryota; Metazoa; Chordata; Mammalia; Eulipotyphla; Talpidae. Bases 1223 to 3487 code for a protein of 754 amino acids. The record is from RefSeq and is a predicted model, not a curated record.
UCAGGGCUGUCUUGUGCAGCCUGGCGGAUGUGGAGCCUGGGUCUUCCCUCGGCAUGUUAGCCGCUGCAGGGCGUCACUGUCGCCCUCACCUCCACCCCAGCCUUCUGGAAAUGGGCUGGGGUCCUGUCUCCUUUGGGAGAAAGGAAUAGAUAGGCCAGGCCUGGGAGAGGGGACUCAUGUAGACAUUCUUAGUGGCCCCCCUACCCUGUGCUCUAAUGGGGGGGGUAGGGAGUUGGCGCUGUUUUUUGCCGGGAGGGAGCAAUAUGUUCCAACAACUGGUGCUGAGCUUCGUUUGCCCAACAGCCAGCCUGCCUGGGGAGACAAUAUUUGAAAAACAUAGUAUGUAAACUUGGACCUGCUGGGGGUGUGAGAGUUGUGCAGGGGACACUGAGGGGGCAUUGAGACCUGCGCAGGCCCACUGGCCUUCCUUGCACCCCUUCUUAGUCCUCUAGAGGCAGAGCUCUGACUUUUCCUGGCAGGAAGUCCUUCAGUAUGUCUUACCUGGAUCCCUCCUGCUGUGAUUUCAGUAAAAGUAGUCUGUGCUAUUCUCUGCUGCUCCUUUUCUGGCUGGUGCUGUCUCUUGUCCACUGUGGGCUGGCUAGGUGUAUCCCAUUCACCCCCCUCACUCUCUCCCCUGCCCUCCAUCCCAAUAGUCAGGUUUAGAUUUCCCUGUUCUGGAAGGAGAGAUUUGGCCAAAGCAGGCAGGGUUGGAUCACUUCUUCCCCUGUUUUUUUAGGUGGGAGGGAAAGGAAUAGUUUGCCUCGCUAGAGGUGGGUUAGAGGUGGGUGCCUGGACGUGAACCUGUGAGGAACUAGAGCGGCCCUGGGACCACCUGCUUCAGCUGGGCCUGUGAAUGGAAUUCAGGAGCUGUGGGAGCAGUGCAUCUCCAGUGACUCCUGACAACUCUGGUGACCCUAGGCUGCACCUGGUUCCUUGUUCUCCAGGCUGUUGGUUACAUCUCCCCAGACAAAGGCAGGGCCAAGAAAGUAUGUGAGAUUUGUCCACUGGGGCAUUCACGUCCUGAGGCUGAGGGUGUGAGCAAGGAUAUACCCAUCAUUCCUUUAGUCCAGAUAGGGAAACUGAGAUACCUUGGGCAGAAUUAUGCAAGGGAAAUGUUGGGAAGAUGAUGCCCCUGCCUUGCCACACACAUUCUAAUCUUGGUUCCCUCUCCCAGGUGUCCAGACAGCCGAGCCAGUUUCCUGGGCCCUAGGCCCCUCCCACAAUGCCUUUCGCUGGUCUUCUCCUCUGGGCUUCCCUACUGACUGGGGCCUGGCCAGCUACCCCCACCCAGGACCACCUCCUGGCUACGCCCCGUGUCCGGCUCUCUUUCAAAGAGCUCAAGGCCACAGGCACGGCCCACUUCUUCAACUUCAUGCUCAACACAACCGACUACCGAAUCCUGCUCAAGGACGAGGACCACGACCGCAUGUACGUGGGCAGCAAGGACUAUGUGCUGUCCCUGGACCUGCAUGACAUCAACCGCGAGCCCCUCAUUAUCCACUGGGCAGCCUCCCCGCAGCGCAUUGAAGAGUGCGUGCUCUCAGGCAAGGAUGGCAAUGGUGAAUGUGGGAACUUCGUCAGACUCAUCCAGCCCUGGAACCGAACACACCUGUACGUGUGUGGGACCGGCGCCUACAACCCCGUGUGCACCUAUGUAAACCGCGGCCGCCGUGCCCAGGACUACAUCUUCUACCUGGAGCCUGAGAGACUGGAGUCAGGGAAGGGCAAGUGUCCGUAUGACCCCAAGCUGGACACAGCCUCGGCCCUCAUCAACGAGGAGCUCUAUGCCGGAGUAUACAUCGACUUCAUGGGCACCGACGCCGCCAUCUUCCGCACCCUGGGGAAACAGACAGCCAUGCGCACAGACCAGUACAACUCCCGGUGGCUCAAUGACCCUUCCUUCAUCCACGCGGAGCUCAUUCCUGACAGCGCUGAGCGCAAUGACGACAAGCUCUACUUCUUCUUUCGCGAGCGAUCGGCAGAGGCGCAGCAGAGCCCCGCCGUGUACGCCCGCAUCGGGCGCAUCUGCCUGAACGAUGACGGCGGCCACUGCUGCCUGGUCAACAAGUGGAGCACAUUCUUGAAGGCAAGGUUGGUCUGCUCGGUGCCCGGCGAGGAUGGCAUUGAGACCCACUUCGAUGAGCUCCAGGAUGUGUUUGUCCAGCAGACCCAGGAUGUGAGGAACCCAGUCAUUUAUGCUGUCUUUACCUCCUCGGGCUCCGUGUUCCGAGGCUCUGCCGUGUGUGUCUACUCCAUGGCUGAUAUUCGCAUGGUCUUCAAUGGGCCCUUCGCCCACAAGGAGGGCCCCAACUACCAGUGGAUGCCCUUCUCAGGAAAGAUGCCCUACCCAAGGCCAGGCACGUGCCCUGGCGGAACCUUCACACCAUCCAUGAAGUCCACCAAGGACUAUCCUGACGAAGUGAUCAACUUCAUGCGCAGCCACCCACUUAUGUACCAGGCUGUGUACCCUCUGCAGCGACGGCCCCUUGUGGUCCGCACUGGCGCUCCCUACCGCCUCACCACUGUCGCCGUGGACCAGGUGGAUGCAGCCGAUGGGCGCUAUGAGGUGCUUUUCCUGGGCACAGACCGCGGGACAGUGCAGAAGGUCAUCGUGUUGCCCAAGAAUGACCAGGAGAUGGAGGAGCUCAUGCUGGAGGAGGUGGAGGUCUUCAAGGACCCAGCACCUGUUAAGACGAUGACCAUAUCUUCCAAGAGGCAACAACUGUACGUGGCCUCGGCAGUAGGUGUCACGCACCUCAGCCUGCACCGCUGCCAGGCCUACGGGGCCGCCUGCGCCGACUGCUGCCUCGCCCGGGAUCCGUACUGUGCUUGGGACGGCCAGGCCUGUUCCCGCUACACAGCGUCCUCUAAGAGGCGGAGCCGCCGGCAAGACGUCCGACACGGGAACCCCAUCAGGCAGUGCCGUGGGUUCAACUCCAAUGCCAACAAGAAUGCUGUGGAGUCCGUGCAGUAUGGCGUGGCAGGCAGCGCGGCCUUCCUUGAGUGCCAGCCCCGCUCACCCCAGGCCACUGUUAAAUGGUUGUUCCAGCGAGAUCCCAGUGACCGGCGCCGCGAGAUUCGUGCCGAGGACCGCUUCCUGCGUACAGAGCAGGGCUUGCUACUUCGAGCCCUGCAGCUCGGGGAUCGAGGCCUCUACUCCUGCACAGCCACAGAGAACAACUUCAAGCACGUCGUCACACGAGUGCAGCUACAUGUACUGGGCCGGGAUGCUGUCCAUGCUGCCCUCUUCCCGCCGCCAGCUGUGAGCGCCCCACCGCCUCCUGGCGCAGGCCCCCCCACACCCCCUUACCAGGAGCUGGCCCAGCUGCUGGCCCAACCAGAAGUGGGCCUCAUCCACCAGUACUGCCAGGGUUACUGGCGCCAUGUGCCCCCUAGUCCCAAGGAGGCACCAGGGGCACCCAGGCCUCCUGAACCCCAGGACCAGAAAAAGCCCCGGAACCGCCGCCACCACCCACCAGACACAUGAGGCCAGCUGUCAGCCCUGCAGUGGGCCAGCCUAGCCCUUGUCCCUUUUAAUAUAAAAGAUAUAUAUAUAUAUAAAUAUAAAAAUAUCUAUAUUCUAUACACACCCUGCCCCUGCAAAGACAGUAUUUAUUGGUGGGUUGUAUAUAGCCUGCCUCAGCGGCAGCAUCUUCCAAAACUUAGACCCAUGCUGGUCAGAGAUGGCAGAAAACAGAGCCAACCUACCAGGCCCAGUCAGUUGGCAGGGCCAGGCCAGGACCACACAGUCUUCAGACUCAGCUGGGAGUUUGCCUGCUGGACGACAGCCACCUCCAGGAUCUACAGGACACGGGGAGCGAUCAAGCUCUACCUGGACAGGGCACGGACUGUACACCUUUGCCAGUGCGUGCCGUCAGCUUGUGCCCCUGGCACAGACCUGGCCGCGAGGACUGCUUUGGAGACUGAGGGUGGUGGGCGGGUGGGGCUCAGAUGCACUCAGAGAAGGGAAGAAUGGGCUGUUACAGGAUGCCAGCCCCUGCCUGGGAGGGGGCACUCAGUCAAGGGCAGCCCCUCCCCAGGUAUUUAAUCUCUAUUUAUUGGGCACAGGAGAAGAGGAGCCCUGCCUGCUUAGGGCCGCACUCUAGCCCCCCCGCCCCGCUCCCUGCUGCCCAGGGCAGGGCUGCCUCACUCUACCUCCUCUUCUUUUGUUCUGUGUCACUUGGACUUAGGGGCUGGGAGAAUAACAGGGGCCAGGUGCAGGCAGGACUGAGGGAAGAGUGGGCCAUGGUGGAGGCCCACAGAGGCUCCCCAGGGCUCCUUUCUGCCCACCACUUCAGAUGGGUGUAAAUAGCUCUGGGUGGGGGCACGGCCAGGUGGGUAGGGGCUCCUGGUGGCCCUCUACUCCCCAGGCCACAGCCGCCCUUGGGUUCCAUCUUGCUAAUAAACACUGGCUCUGGGACU